GUCAAAAUUUUCAUCGUUUCAUCUGUUCAUUAUUUUCGAGGGUUUGGAUCAAAUUAUUUGUGAAUUAUGGGCGGUGGUGGUUUGAUGCAAUUGUUGUGGAAGAAAAGACGCGCGAGGAAAUCCGAGAACAAGUUUCGUGGGAGCGCCUGCACCCAAACCGACGAGAUCGAAUGGUUCGGACGACGAAGGUGGUGCGAAACGGACGGCGUAGAUCUGAAGACGCUCUACCGGGCCGACGAGGAUGAGACGAAGAAAUGGGAGGCGAGGAAGUUGCGAAGCAACAAGUUGAUAGGCAACAGCGAGCACUUCUUCAAAGCUACGAUGGAGAAGGGCGUCGACGUUAAGCUGCUAGAUGAUAAGCCUCUCCGGUUCAGGUAUCGUCCCACCGGCGAGCUCUGCUCUGACGUCAGCGACGACCUGAAGAGCAGCUUAAGGGAUUUAAAGUUCUCCCCGAAGAAGGCGUUCGCGCCGAUCGAUUCGAACGAAGGAUUCUACAGGGCGAAGAUGGGCAACGAUUACAAGUUGGAGCACGGAGCGCUUCUCGUCCAACAGAACAACGUGAUCAAGACGUUCAGGAUUUCGAGCAAAUCGCGCAACGUGAGCGGCGCGUCUCGCAGCCUUAUGAAGCAGACGACGAACGAAGAGAACGCGCCGAAGACCGAGGUGGAACGGAUCGAGGAGCUGGUGCGUAAGUUGAAGGAGCACUUCAACGGGGCGAAGCGACCGUGCAACGUGCCGCGCAGCACCUAUCUCAGGCCGAACGUCUACUUCUACGAGCGCAACUCCAACAAAUCGCAACUGGUGCGCGACCGAAGCUGUCGCCUGUCACAGAGCAAAUGUCAAAAUUACUAGUCGGGCGUCGUAACGAUG
Molecule: messenger RNA, 870 nt
Organism: Nicrophorus vespilloides
Lineage: Eukaryota; Metazoa; Arthropoda; Insecta; Coleoptera; Silphidae
Exons: 3
Coding region: 67-852 (261 amino acids)
Source: RefSeq, a predicted model, not a curated record